UACUGGUGCUGCUCAGUGCAGUUCUGUGUUUAACUUUUCCUCAGGUCAUUGCAAGGGAACAAUUCACUGGGAAAGAAUGGAGCCGCUGUCGGGAUUACCUUCAGAAGUUUUACAACCUGAGUACGUCUGAACACUCUUCCUCCAGGAGUGGUGUCUUAAAACUAAAGAUUAGAGAAAUGCAAAAUUUCUUUGGUCUCCAAGUGACUGGGAGGCUAAACCAACAGACAUUGGACAUGAUGGGACAGCCUCGCUGUGGUUACCCUGACGUUAACGAAUACAGUUUUUUCCCAGGACGCCCAAGCUGGCCCAGUAACACAAUAUCCUACAGAAUUCUGAAAUACACCCCAGACCUGAGGAGGGAAGAAGUGGAUCAAGUUAUUUCCAUGGCAUUCCAAGUGUGGAGUGAUGUUACUCCUUUACGUUUUGUGAGACAGACCUCUGGACAGGCUGAUAUCAUGAUAAUAUUCGCAGCUGGCUAUCACGGUGACAAUGCACCAUUUGAUGGGAGCGGUAGAACUCUGGCUCAUGCUUAUGGUCCUGGACGUGGUAUUGGGGGUGACGCGCACUUUGAUGAAGAUGAACAGUGGACACUGUCCAGAUAUGGGAUCAACUUGUUCCUUGUUGCGGCACAUGAAUUUGGUCACUCUCUGGGACUUGGUCACUCAAAUGUUAGAUCUGCCUUGAUGUUUCCCACCUAUCAGUACGUAGAGACAAACGGAUUCAAACUUUCAUACGAUGAUAUUCAAGGGAUCCAGACUCUUUACGGAGCUCAAACUAACGGAGGGUCUCGAACAACCAGACCCACAAAGCCACCCAGUCCCACAAAGCCACCCAGAAAUACAAAGCCAAACAGACCCACAAAGACACCUGACAAAUGUGAUCCCAACUUGUCGUUUGAUGCAAUUACCAGUCUGCGUGGAGAACUUUGGUUCUUUACAAAUGGUAUCUUUUGGCGAAAACAACCUCGAAGGCAAGAUGUGUCAUCGGUUUCCAUCAGUUACCUCAUUCCUAACAUCCCGUCGAUCGACGCUGCGGUUGAAUUUCAGAAUGAAGAUGUGAUCCUUCUUUUCAGAGGAUCUCAAUAUUGGAAAAUCAGAGGAUUUCAGAUGUUGCCAGGCUUCCCUCGGAAUAUCCUUUCCUUUGGAUUUCCAAGAUCAGUUUCUCAGAUCGAUGCUGCAUUAUAUAUCAAGGAGGAAAAGAAGGCACUAUUCUUUGUGGGAGAGCAGUACUGGAGUUAUGAUGUGACGGCAAAUCGCAUGGAUCCAGAUUAUCCAAAAAGUAUAGAAGAUGACUUUCCUGGGAUUAGUAAUGAUGUGGAUUCAGCAUUUGAAAUGGAUGGCUACUUUUACUUCUCCAAUGGUGCAACACAGUUUAAAUACAACAACAAGAACAAAAUGGUUACCCAGGUUUUCAAAACAAAUUCCUGGUUAAACUGUAAAUAGAAGAAUGAACAUUGAACUUCUGAAAAUAUUUCUUAAACACAGAUUCACACCGAAAGUUUCACAACAAGUUGAACUUUUGUGCUGGUUACUAAGUUUGGUUUAGUUUAAAUUCUUGAACUAUUUAAACAAUUGAUUGCAGAAAAAGUACACUGUGUAUACCAACAUUAUAUGCAGUGCCUCUAAAUGAUUACAGUGUUACGUUUAAAUUCUUGAACUCUUCAAACAAUUGAUUGCUAUGGCUUGGCUAAUGAUAUUAUAUGUGAUCUAAUCAUUCAUUCACUGAACGAUCACUUCAUCUGAUAACACAACUAAUACAAUGGCUAAUGCUUUCUGAUAUUGUAUUAUGAAAUGUGAUAGUUUAGCAUUUGACAUUUUUGUGUCGCUGUGGAGAUAAGUUAAACAUAGCUUCAUUCAUGUCUAGACAGCUUAUUUUUUUUGCAUCUCUUAAAUAUUCUGCUGAACCGUUUUAUUCAAGAUUUGCUAAAUCCAUUGCACUAAAUGAAGCGGGAAAAUAAA
This is a messenger RNA of Callorhinchus milii (elephant shark), 1958 nucleotides long. Its product is annotated as stromelysin-2. The record is from RefSeq and is a predicted model, not a curated record. The coding region runs from base 177 to 1442 and encodes 421 amino acids. NCBI's taxonomy places the organism in Eukaryota, Metazoa, Chordata, Chondrichthyes, Chimaeriformes, Callorhinchidae. The transcript has 10 exons. Gene Ontology annotation, molecular function: metalloendopeptidase activity; zinc ion binding. Gene Ontology annotation, cellular component: extracellular matrix. Gene Ontology annotation, biological process: extracellular matrix organization; collagen catabolic process; proteolysis.